Haemonchus placei is the source of this 123-nucleotide messenger RNA. Lineage: Eukaryota; Metazoa; Nematoda; Chromadorea; Rhabditida; Trichostrongylidae. The record is from the annotation of a GenBank genome assembly.
AUGAGGCUUUUUGGGCUCUUGAGCCAUUUGUCCUCUUUGUUUCUCCUAUGUUCAUCCUCACAUGGUGAGUUUUCUUUUAAUUUAUUGUUGUUUUGUUUGUUUACUUGCUUAUUCAUUUUCUGA